GUCACGGGAUAUCGCCGUUGCAGAAGUCAAGUUUCGUCAUGGCGAUCGCAAGUCCGAUAGUUCGAGGUGCCCUGUUUCUGAUGGCGAUUUCUUUGGUGAUCCGAGGCAGCUCGUCGCUCAAAUCGCAACCUGGGUACAAGGCCAUAGCCCACGUGACAAUCGAUGGCCAGACUGCAAAGUUCUGCAGCAACCCCGUAUGUAACCGCACAGUCACGCACUGCGAUGCCAUCCAGAAGCCAACUCAAGAUGGCUGCUACUGCGACCCAAGUUGCCGGGCUUUUGGAGACUGCUGCUAUGACUAUCAGGACAUUCGGGCCAAAUGUAAGGGCGACACGGUGUGGAAGGCACUCGGAACAAUCUUACCAGAGAUUCGACAGCGUGCUGAGUAUCUGUCAUGCAAUGGAACUCACUUCGCACAGCCAAUCUACUCGGUAUCUACGUGUCCGCCAGGUGAAGACACCAGCAUGGAGCAGCGGUGUCAGGAGGGGUACGAAUCUGGUGAUAUUUACACUCGAGUUCCAGUGACUAUUAAAGGCAUUCCAUUCAACAAUAUCUACUGCGCCCAGUGUCACAGACUGCCAUUAACAAUUGUGAAAUAUUGGCCUGUAAUAUUUGCUUGCCCGAAUACUUUCAUACAGUCAGGCCCAUUCACCCCAGAGACGGCCAUUUUCAUCAGCCUCAACACGGAGAAGAGCAGUGUUUGCAACACAACUGUUGUGGAGUCUAAAGACAAUGCUGCCCUUUAUCGGGAGUGUGAGCCCUCGAGGAGCAAGAAAAUCAAUGGAUAUCCGCCAGUUGCUGAAUGUUUCCGACGGAAACAACUGAGCCUACCGAAGUCAGUUUAUACGGAACUUGCUAGGAAUUGUUCGACCUAUGAUGCAUAUGUUUUUUCCAGCAACCCGGUCGCCCAGCGCCCUGUUUACAAAAACAUGUACUGCGCAUUCUGCCAGAACUCAACGCUUGAUGACUUGUAUUGUGAACGAAUGGAUACCACCCAAGGUAUAACAAUAGACAGUAUAGAAGAUUCUGUGCGAUCUAUGUCUUCGACGGAGACGGUCAUCAUCCCGGGCGGAUUCCGAUCCCUUCUUGAGCUUCCCGACCCAACCACAGACAAGAAAUGCGAAAAUGGUACCAUAUUCGACCCUAUCCUUGGUUCGUGUCGGUCACCAGUGCGAUGCAACAUUGGCUCUGUGGAGUGGAACGGCUCGUGCAUCUUGGAUCCAUUCCUUCCAGUUUACGGAACGCCACUUGCUGACUACGUGAAUCACAUUACCCUGUGGAUCAACACAACAUUAAAGGAGCGAAUCAGUGUGAUAUGUUCUGAUGACGACCUCGCACAGGCAGCUGACUUCCCGCUCAAAGCCCUCGCCUCUGCUGUUGAAAAGAACGUACAACAAAUGAUUGGUGUUGACAGAAAUGAGUGGUUGGAGAGUAGGACCACUGUGUACAACAAGAAUUUGAUUGAAAGCAUCGCUCUUAUUGGCGGCAAGGAAGUAGUAUUUCAACCUGGGGUAGUUGUAGAGACAAGUGUAGUUGUUCCCUCUGCGAUUAUGAAUCAGAAGGCUAUGGUGGAAGCUAUCCAAAUGAACUACCGUGUGCGACACAAGUGGGGGAUACGCUACGCCAUCUUAAACCGCGGAGUGAAGGGUGGUGUACUAAAGUGCAGUAGUGGCAACCUACUAAAAAUCUCACUCGCAGCAGGGACGGGUGUGUUUGACUACUAUGUUAUGACACAGGGGAUAGAUCCUGUCACAGUUGCGCUACAGAAAGAUGCAAUGUCUCUUAGCACCGGACAAUAUGUCAUCACAGAUGUGACUGCAUCUAUUGUCCGCCAGAUACUGAGCGUCGACAACCAGGUUUUGAUCUGUGAUGAGUACAGUCAGUUCUUUGAAGGAUGUGCUGCGAGUGUUCUGGAAUAUGACAUGAGAAACUUCACCAUACUAGGGGGUAGCGUCCUCUCCAAAGACUCCGGUCUGAGUAUUAUGAGAUCGGAUGUGGUUAUUGCUGGAGACAGGAUAUUCCUCUGUCCUCACCAUCUAGAGCAGCCUUCCUCUCUAGCCGAGGUCGUCAUCACGUACAUUGGGAUGAUUUUCUCCAUCUUGUUCCUCGUGUACCUGCUCAUCACCUAUGGAUUAUUCCCCCAGUUGCGAACUCUACCAGGAAAGAUGCUCAUGCACCUUAGUUGUUGCCUCAUUGUGGCUCAGUUAUUCUUCAUGUUCGGCCACACCGCCUUCACUAUACCAGUCCUGUGUUCUCUCCUCGGGAUGAUCCAACACUACGCCUUCCUUGCCACGUUCUGUUGGAUGAAUGCGAUUGCUAUCAACACAGUGCGGACAUUCACGUCACCUCUGGGACGCAGCUCCUCUCCUGCUAAUAAGUACCGUAUCAUCUGUGCUCUCACGUAUGGCCUUCCCUUCCUCGUGUGCGUGGCUGGUGGGAUACUAGAAUUCGGCACAGGCCUAGGCCCGUUCUAUGGAUCACGCACCUGCUGGAUGGUCCACAGACUCUACAUGAUCGCCUCCUUCGUCGUCCCAAUCGCUGCUGUAAUUGCCGCAAACCUGAUCAUCUUCGUAAUAGCUGUUGUCUCCAUCAACAAGACAACUAGGGCGACCAAGUCAACGAUAGGCAAGAAUAAUAGAGCAGAAUUCUUCAUCUACUCCAGGUUGGCCUUCUUAAUGGGAUUCACUUGGAUCUUCGGGUUCAUCGCAAUAUUUGCUGGCAAUGACGUUAUCUGGUACAUCUUCACUAUCCUAAAUACAAGUCAGGGUCUUUUCAUUGGAUUGUCAUUUGGCUGUAAUGGAAGAGUACGGAAGCUUUAUAGAAAGAAACUGGACAUGAGGAGUGAUGGUUAUAGUAGCUCUGGUUCGAACGGCCAGUCAACCAAGAUGGUGACCCAUGGAACUUCAACAUAAUAUCAUAUGCAAUAUACAUUCUAACAUUGUGAUAAUUUCGAAUCGCUUCUUGAAGAGACGCGUGACAUGAAUGAAGAACGAACAAGUCAUUUCCGAAGAUCGGGUUUCAUACGAUUCACGAUGUCACCUUUCACCCUCACGUCUACUUUCAAAUCGUAGACAGUCAACUUGUGACAAGUGACGACGUGAAUCCUUUAUACCUCCAGCCUUAGCUUUGGAUAACGACUUCAUUAUCAGCCAUAAGAAUCACAGGUCUAAUUUUCAAUUCCAGCAAUACUUGUACAGACUAAGGCAAGUUAUCAAUAUGAAAACGUUGUUAUCAUUAAAAGGCUUAUUAUAUUACCGGUAUUAUAUUUGAU
Molecule: messenger RNA, 3271 nt
Organism: Lineus longissimus
Lineage: Eukaryota; Metazoa; Nemertea; Pilidiophora; Heteronemertea; Lineidae
Exons: 2
Coding region: 39-2912 (957 amino acids)
Biological process (GO): G protein-coupled receptor signaling pathway; cell surface receptor signaling pathway
Cellular component (GO): membrane
Molecular function (GO): G protein-coupled receptor activity
Source: RefSeq, a predicted model, not a curated record